UUCGGGACGGUGCCACCAGGCGCCUUCCCCGGCCUGAAGGCACUAGUGUCCCUCCACCUGCAGAGCUGCGGCAUCAAGGCGCUGCGCCCUGGGGCGCUGCGGGGGCUGGAGAGCCUGGUCUACCUCUAUCUCUCCGACAACCGCCUCUCCACCCUGGCGGCCACCGCCUUCAAGGGGGCCCCGAGGCUGGCUUACCUCCCCCUGGACCACUUCGCCCACCUGCCCGCACGCUCCUUCCAGCUCCUGCCCGCCCUCAUCUCCCUCCACCUGCAGCACACCAUCGGGGAGCUGGCGGAGGGUGACCUGGCCGGGGCAGGAGGGCUCCGCUGGCUCUACCUCGCCGGGAACACCAUCGGGCGCAUCGCCCCCGGAGUCCUGGCUCCAGCCAAGAUGCUGGAGAAGCUGCACCUGGAGGGAAACCGCCUGGGGGAGGUGCCCACGGCAGCCCUGUGGGGCCUGCCUGCCCUGAGCGAGCUGAAGGUGUCCCGAAAACCCAUCGAGCGUGUGGGGGAUGGUGCCUUCCUGCCGGUGGCCUCCAGCCUGCAGCACCUCUACCUGGACAACACCGGCCUGGAGCAGAUUUCCCCUGGUGCCUUUGCUGGCCUUGGUCCGAAGAUCAGAAGCCUCUACCUGGAGAGCAACAAAAUGAGCAACCUCCCCGACAUGAGCAACUUCACAGGGUUGGAGAUCCUCAACCUGAGGGAGGUGCCUUUCCACUGUGACUGCCAGCUCCUUCCCCUGCACAGGUGGAUCGACAAACUCAAUCUCCGCACAGGGGCCACCUGUGGGUCUCCUGCAGAAGCCCGAGGGCUGAAGGUGAAGCUUUCCACCACUUUCCAAACCUGCCCUGGCUGGGGCCGAGGUGAGGCCAGGGCAGCCAGUCCUGACAAGGCCAAGGCUGCACGCAAGCCCAGCAAGAAAAAGAGAUCAGGAAAAUCACCAGCCAGAGGCUUCAAGAAGAGCAGAGCUUAG
Molecule: messenger RNA, 972 nt
Organism: Tauraco erythrolophus (red-crested turaco)
Lineage: Eukaryota; Metazoa; Chordata; Aves; Musophagiformes; Musophagidae
Source: RefSeq, a predicted model, not a curated record